Ilex paraguariensis (yerba mate) is the source of this 1517-nucleotide messenger RNA. Lineage: Eukaryota; Viridiplantae; Streptophyta; Magnoliopsida; Aquifoliales; Aquifoliaceae. The record is from the annotation of a GenBank genome assembly.
GGGAUUGUAGUAUUUUGGGGUCUUUGCACUCUCUCUCUCUUUCUCUCUCUAGAAAUCAGGCCUGGAAGAUCAUUUCUUGCUAUCUUGGUCUUCGUCCACUCCUUCCAUCAAAUUUUUCUGUGUCUCUCUCUACAGCUAUCCAUACAUAACAAACAGCCAUGAGGAUCAGGAAGCGUUUUCCUCCAUCAUCUGUCUCUCCAGCGACUGUCUCAGAUCCCCAACUUGACCGGUCACCGGUGGUGCAACGGCACCAGACAAAAGAUAGCAUACAAGUGCACCCACUAGGAAAUCUACCUUUGCCGGAGCCUAACACCGUUUCUCCGCAGACCGAUCCUCCUAAUCAGCAUCUCCCACCGUCCUCCAGCCACUCCAUGAUGAUCGGAAGCGAAAAGACCAGAUGGGUUUGUGCUACUACUUCCAAUGAACUCCAGAAGUACCCGGAAGGUGAAGAGAUUAAAGAUGAGAGAUGGGGAGAGGAUAAGAAGAGUAAUGAUAUCAGAAAAGGAAGCAUCUUAGGUGCAGAAGUAGGUGCUCAGGUUCUGCAACCAUUAGCUUCUUCUGAUCAAGGUAAGAAUUAUUUACUACCACUAGAAUAAUAUGAUCAGCCACUAUCAUAUAUAUGCCCAUUGUGAAUGUUUUUUUGUACUUUUUUUUUGUUUGGUUGUGCACCUGCCAUUGCACUUUAUAUAGUUGUUGGGAGGUGGUGUGAGAGAGAUAAAGUUGUUCCUUUGAAGAAGAGAAUAGGGAGCUUUGCAAGAAGGGAGGGAGAAGAAGAGGCGAUGAUAAUGGAGAAUGGGAAGAAGAUGAAAGCUAAAAUGAAGUCUAAAACAAAUAAGAAAUGUGUUCGACAAAAUGUUGAUGAAAAAGAAGAGAGAGAAACGAACAAAGAGGACAGUGAGAAAUCUAGUGGAAAGAGGAGCAAGAAAGGUAGUGUGAUAAUGGAAGGAUCGCGGUGCAGCCGUGUUAAUGGGAGGGGGUGGAGGUGUUGCCAACAGACCCUUGUGGGUUAUUCUCUUUGUGAACACCACUUGGGUAAGGGAAGGCUUAGAAGCAUGUCUAGUGUUCGAAACCGUGCCAUGGGUAGCAAAUCUGAACCAUUACCCACCUCAUCCGGGCGAGAGCAAGUGCAGGAGAACGUAGUGUUGGUUGACAAUGGAGAGGAGGACAAUGAUGAUGAUGAAAAGAAGCCAUUGAUGGUGAAGAAGAAGCAGAAGAGGAUGAAGCUUGGAAUGGUGAAAGCUAGAUCUAUAAGCAGCUUGCUGAGCCAAACAAACAAUGCAGUUGUGGAGCAUGACAAUAACAAAAACAGUUGCUAAUGAAGAGAGAUAAGUGUGUGUUAUUUCAUGCGUUAGAAUGAAGGGAAAUCAUGAUAUAGUGUUAUACCACCUUCUGCAACUAAUGGUGUGUUCGUUAGAAAUUCUGAAUGAAGAAUAUGGGUGGGUGUUCGAUGAAAUGUUUUUUUUUUUUUUUUACUGGUUGAGUUCAAAACUAUUUUAUAUUUUGUUGCUCUACGUCUU